AUGGCUGCUACGAACAAUAAACCAGGCAAUCCCAAGGAAGAUUUGACAAAAGAAUUUCGUUUAUUUGAUCGAAACAAUGAUGGAUUUAUCGAUAAAAAUGAAUUGAAAGCCAUUUUACAAAAGAUCUUACCAAAAUUUCAAUUGCCUGACGAUGAAAUUCAACGAAUGAUUUCCAAUGUUGACACGAACAAAGAUGGUAAAAUUGAUUACAAAGAAUUUAUGGAAUCAAUCUAUCCACAACUACCAGCGAUGUAA
Molecule: messenger RNA, 255 nt
Organism: Adineta ricciae
Lineage: Eukaryota; Metazoa; Rotifera; Eurotatoria; Adinetida; Adinetidae
Source: the annotation of a GenBank genome assembly